AUGCUAAAUUUUGUUAGGUCUAGAACUCAGGCAAGGACAACCAGACCUACAACAAUGGGAAGUAUGGAUUAUGCAGACCCAAAAAGGAAGGGAAAUUUUGUUGGAAAAGUUUUUCUUGCUGCUGCGUUAACGACAAUAUGUAUUAUCAUGAUCAAGCGAACUCCGUCUUUGAAUUCCCCUAAUCCGUUUGCCGUCCAUGAACCUGGGAUCAUUCAUGUUUUAGUAACAGGAGGAGCCGGCUUUAUUGGCUCACAUGCCACUCUUCGGCUUCUGAAGGAUAAUCAUCGUGUGACCAUAGUAGACAAUCUGUCACGAGGAAAUUUGGGUGCCGUCAAGGUUCUUCAAGACUUAUUUCCAGAACCCGGAAGGCUUCAAUUUAUAUAUGCUGACCUGGGAGACCCAAUAUCGGUUGAUAAAAUAUUUUUGGAGAACAAAUUCGAUGCCGUAAUGCACUUUGCUGCUGUUGCAUACGUAGGGGAAAGCACUGUGGAUCCUCUUAAGUAUUAUCACAAUAUAACUUCAAAUACCUUGUUGGUAUUGGAAUCUAUGGCUAAACAUGAUGUGAAGACAUUGAUAUAUUCUAGUACAUGUGCAACGUAUGGGGAACCCGAAAAGAUGCCUAUUACAGAAGUAACACCGCAGGUUCCGAUUAAUCCAUAUGGGAAAGCCAAGAAGAUGGCAGAGGAUAUCAUUCUUGAUUUUUCUAAAAAUUCAGAGAUGGCGAUAAUGAUUCUCAGAUACUUCAAUGUGAUUGGAUCGGAUCCUGAAGGAAGAUUGGGCGAGGCUCCAAGACCUGAAUUGCGAGAGCAAGGUCGAAUAUCCGGUGCCUGCUUUGAUGCAGCUCGUGGUAUUAUACCUGGCUUAAAGGUUAGAGGAACAGACUAUAAGACAGCCGAUGGAACUUGCGUACGAGAUUAUAUAGAUGUAACAGACCUGGUUGAUGCUCACGUGAAAGCUCUCGAAAAAGCACAACCUGCCAAAGUUGGUAUCUACAAUGUUGGCACAGGAAAGGGUAGCUCAGUGAAGGAGUUUGUUGAAGCUUGCAAAAAGGCUACAGGGGUGAACAUUAAAGUAGAAUACCUCCCUCGUCGACCCGGUGAUUACGCCGAAGUGUAUAGUAACCCAACGAAGAUCAACCAUGAACUGAAAUGGUCUGCACAACGCACGAAUCUUGAAGAGAGUUUACAAACUGCAUGGAGAUGGCAGAAAUCUCAUCGCGAUGGAUACGGGAUUCCAAAUGUAUAUUGA
Vicia faba (fava bean) is the source of this 1248-nucleotide messenger RNA. The record is from the annotation of a GenBank genome assembly. NCBI's taxonomy places the organism in Eukaryota, Viridiplantae, Streptophyta, Magnoliopsida, Fabales, Fabaceae.